Messenger RNA from Triticum aestivum (bread wheat), 4532 nucleotides. RefSeq lists its product as uncharacterized. The transcript is spliced from 4 exons. NCBI's taxonomy places the organism in Eukaryota, Viridiplantae, Streptophyta, Magnoliopsida, Poales, Poaceae. The record is from RefSeq and is a predicted model, not a curated record. Bases 220 to 1221 code for a protein of 333 amino acids.
GCCCUCGUGCUGCCGUUUGGAUUGAAACCAACGUUUUCGCAACGCCAAAUUUCCCGCAGCUUCCUUCGCCGAUUUUUUGGCGAGCCCGACAUUGACGGGGCGGACUGAGGCGUGAUCCAAAUCGGAGAAAAGAAGGAAGAAAACAGACAUAACAGAUCGAUUGAGCGGACGCAAUAGCAGCAGAGAGGAAACCCUGAUUGGUCGAGCGGCGCGCCGGAGAUGGAGCUCAGCGACAGCGAGCUGGCGGGGGUGAAGAGCUACAGAGAGUACAUCGAGUUGAUGGAGAAGAAGGAGGAGGAGAAGAAGGAGCAACUUCGUAAAGACUGCGAGAUUAAGCACAAGCGGACAUAUGGGGAGCAGGAGAUUGAGGAACACCGUGAAGGCAGCAGGUCCUUUUGUUCCUUACCUUCGCCUUCCCGCGUCGAGGCAGAUUCUCAAUAUGGUCUUCCCAGGAAAUCCUUGCAGAUCUUCUCCAUCAAAGUCACCGACCUAAAAUAUGGUCUCAGCUGGCCACUGCAGGUUUAUGGCUCUGUUGCUUUCAGGAACUCGGUAGAACCUAAAGUAAACUAUCUCUUCAGAUGCACCAGGGAUAACUGCCAAACCCUCACUCAGAAGGAUCCAUUUUUGCGCUUAACAGGCCCGUCUCGUGCCAUUUGGUUACUUGACACGGUUUUCAUUGAUGUUCAGUUAAAAGUAAAGUGCAAAAAAGAGUCUGAAGAUGAAGUGCUGACUUACAAUUUUUCUGAUUUCCACGAACUUUUCCCUUUUGAUCCUUCCAAACAUGUGACACGAAGACCUAUUCCCUGCAAGCGCUGCACGCUUGAGCUUGAUUUGGCGAUGCUGCCUUCGUCAGUCGAGGCCACUGUGGGUGUCCGAGUUGUCGAUGGGUCAUGGCCUGAUCAGUUGCCGGGGCUGGUUGCUUGCAGUACCGACGGUGUAAAAGGAGGGAAAGUGGCGCUGCUUGAUUUUCAAGAUGGAAAACUGCCUGCCAAGUCUGAUGGUGUGGUUGAGCUUGUGAGGCGUGUUGUUUCCGUAGAUUACCCAGGGGGAAAACUGAUUGUUUCUGUGGAGGCCUCUCGGGAUGGGUUUUCUGCACAAUGUACAGUCGAGUUCGAGAUGCAAGUGUCGGGAAGAAGUACUGACAUGUGUGAUCUUAUUUUCUGCAAGAUGGAGGUUACAGUUUGUUGGUCUACUCUUCUUGUGCAAAAUAUCCUUGAAUAGCCAGCUGUUGAACAAUUUAUUUAUGUAUUGUGAAGUUAUGGUACCCUCUGCAUACCUUUUUUUUUCAGCUUUACUAAUUUUCAGACGUCUGUUUUUAAUUUGGCUUUAGGCCGUUUUUGUGGCCGUCGGAUGCACACGAACUUGGCGCUGCUCGGUCUGUCCAUCUUAUGUGGCGCGUACCGGGCUUUUUCAGUUCUUGUUUGGGCUAAUAAUGGACUGGGCGCGGGGGCCGUCUGUAUACCCGAAUCCGCUUUAUGGCCGUCGGCGAACAGCGUCGAGAGGCUGGCGAGAGGUCAUGGAGAGAGGGAAGGUGCCGGCGAGCAGCCCUAGGAAGAGGGAGUCUAGCUGCCGCGGAGUACCGAGAGGAGGCCGGCGGAGUUUUUCCGUCAGUCCAGGCGUUCGCCGGUGUGGUCGGAAUCAGUCGCCGGCGCCGGUCGGGCGGGAGGUUCAGAGAAGUAAAGCAUUUCAACGGGUUCAUUUCAUUUUGUGUUGGGCCUGCCAAACAGUGCUGCUUUAGUGACACAAGACAAGGAGUGUGGAAGGAAUUUCAUUAUGUCUCGUUUCAGGUUGACUGAGAUGGCAAGCAUAACUUUCUUUGGAGACAUGCUCACAUAUUUCAUUUCCGCUCCCUAUUUUUUCAUUUCCUCUCAUUUCUCUCUCCGACGAACUCUUCAUCUCCUUCACCAACAUCUCCUCCCUUUCGCAGGAGGAAGAAGUAGGGGAUUUCCUAGGCAUACGCCUUCUGGUGUUCCACGGGUAGUGUAUGUGGUUUCUCUUUUUCAGUUAGUCCUCUUCAUAUCUUCAUAUUCAUUUUGUAUGUAUUUUCCUAAAGUUUUUAUGUUUUAGAUCUUAAUUCUCUGCUAGAUGUGUUUGAUUUUCGAUUUUCAGUUCAUUUUCUUAGUAUUUUGGCAUCAUUUUUUCUCAUAUUGAGGGAUUUUCUUCUGUUUAUUCUGGUAAAUCUACUCACCCUAGUUCAGUUUUCAUAUAUAGUAAAUUUCCUCUGUUAUUUCUGUUAUUAAUACCGAUUUUUGUAUAGGUGUUUGAUUCAUCAUUUAGGUUUGUGAUAAAAGAAUGAUAGUUUAGUCAUCUUCUACUGGAGAAUAUUCAGUCUCUCUUUUAUGUUUUCAGUCUGUUUCAUUUACUUGGUUCAUGGUUCAUUCCAUCAGUUUCAGAGUUAUUUUUGCAAGUAGUUUCAGAGUUAUGUGUCAUUUCUUCAGUCUUUAGUCUUUGUUUCUAGUUCUUAGUCUUCGGAGCUAGUUAUAAGUACCCCUCUAAGGAUCAAUAUCUUUUAGUUAUUAGUCGUCAAUAACCCUAAGGAUCGGCACUCAUGUCUUGGUUAUCAGUCUUUAUUCUUUUUCUGUAUUUCUUGGUUCAGUACGUGUCCAUAGUUAUUCAGUUUUCAGUCGUGUAGUUAUUUUUGUAAGUCUUUUAUUAUGUUGUGAUUAACUUUGGUCAUUGUUCAGAUUUUCUUCAGAUUAUUGUAGUAUUUUCGUUUUUCAUUCAGUCGUUAGCUCUUCAGUUCAAUUAAUAAUUUCACUUAAUCAUCAGUUUCUCUCUAUUCUUCAGUUCUCCAAUUAGCUUGUGUUCAGUUAUGUGUAGUGUGUGCUUCAAUCAGUGAAGAAAUUCAUCCUCAGUUUUCUGUAGGUGUGUUUCAUUUUGUCCUAUGGUGUUCAGUCUUUCAUUCUAUCAUUAAUCUUUUUUUCAUUAGGUUGCCUUCAGUUUCAGGGUUCUCUGCUGCCCACUGUUAUUCAAUCUUGUCCUUUUCAGUCAAUGUCUUCAGUUAAUUCUAUCAUUAAUCUCUUUUUUUCCAGUGUUUCAUUUUGAGUGAAUUUUUCUUCCAGUGCAAAUUAUUUUAGUCAUGUCCUAUGUUAUUGUCAGUCUUCUUUCUAGUGGAUUUUUCUUCAGUAAUCUAUUUCUUUUUUUAGUCUUCAGUUCAAGUGUGGCAACCAUGCAUUAGCUUCUUAUUCAGAUCACUAGUUAUCACUAUAGAUCAGGGUGUGUGUGGGCAGUCUUUAGUUUUAGGUUAUUAGAACUACUUCUCAGGAGAAGCAUUUAGCUCGUCGCGGUUUAGUUUUUGAUAGUUUAGCCAUUAUCUUCAGUUUUAUAAUCCAGUCAUUUGUUUUUGUAGUCAGUCCAGAUCUAUCUAUUUUAAUUUUAGUUUUUAUAAUCCAUCAUUUCCUACUUACCAUUUAUCCCUUUGUGUUAUACUUUCCUUUCAUUCUCAUUCAUCAUUUUCUGAAGUGCACACAUAAUUUGCAAGUCAUUCUUCAGCCUUUGGUGCUGGGUCUUGUAGGACAACAACCCUCGUCUGUUUAUGUUUCCCAGUCUACGAAAUUGCACGGCUCUUCUAGGAUGACAAUCCCUUUAUUUCAGUACUUAUAUCAUCUAUCUCUCAAGCCUUCGGUUUGUCAUUGUUCAGUCUCCAAUCUCUUUUUCUUCAGUCCCAUCCUGGAUAAUCAUCAGACAAAUCAGUACACAUGUAUGCUCUAAGUGAUAGGCAUGUAUGACUCUGCAGACCCUAUGUUUUUGCUCACUGUGUCACUUCUGUUUAUCUCCUAGAUUUGUUUUCAGUGCUUACUUCUUGAUAAUUAUUGUGUGGAGUCGCCAGGUUGGCUGGAGGAGCAUCUACUUCUGACAGUUCAGUUUUGUCAGUUUAGCCAUUUAUCUUUUUUAGUUUUAGUUUAAUUAUAGGAAUAUAGGUACCAUAUUCGGCUCAAGUUCAGUGUUUGUUUAGUUUUCGGGUUAUGAUACCAUAUUUGGUUCUAGUUUAGUGGGAAUAUGAUACAUUUCAAGGUAGUUUUCUGUCUCCAGAUUGCGGCGGAUGGUCUGGCUGGCAUACAUCUGGGAACAGGGAGGAUCACCACUGAUGUGCACUCCCUCCGUUCCUAAAUAUAAGUCUCUGUAGAGAUUCCACCAUGGACUACAUACGGAUGUAUAUAGAUGCAUUUUAAGUGUAGAUUCACUCAUUUUGUUCCGUAUGUGGUCCAUAGUGGAAUCUCUUCAAAGACUUAUAUUUAGGAACCGAGGGAGUACAAGACUUGCAUGGACAGUCGAGUUGAAUUUAAAAUGGGGUGGAAGGAGUUUCUGUUUGAGAAGGAGUGGUGAUGGUGUACUAAUCACCAUCAGGCGAAACACAUUUUGAGGAGUUCAAAUUGAUCAUGAUCAUCAAGAGUUGCUACAGUUUAGUCAGGAGGCCAUGCGCACUCCUGUUUUUUUAUUGUUACAGUCGAUGGAACAAUAUGUAAUCCAGUGGAUGUUUUGUUAUUUAUUUAGCUUUUCAAGCUACAUGAAUAAGUAUUUUGUCAGUUGAA